AUGUCCCAUAAGGUUGUUCAUGAGGCCAAUGGGGUCACCCCAAUCCCAACUCCAAAGGAAUUCUUUGAAAGACAACCAGAGCCUGGUUACAUUAAGGAUCUUGAUGAGUACAAACAAUUGUACAAGAAAUCAAUUGAAGAUCCGGAAGGAUUUUUUGGACCCUUGGCAAAGGAAUUGUUAUCCUGGGAUAAGGAUUUCUCAACUGUUAAGUACGGCUCAUUGACUAAUGGUGAUGCUGCUUGGUUUUUGGGUGGUCAAUUGAAUGCUUCUUUCAACUGUGUUGACAGAUGGGCAUUCUCAAAACCAAAUGAUAUUGCUAUUUAUUACGAAGCAGAUGAUGAAAAGGAAUCUUGCACUUUAACUUGGUCUCAAUUGUUGUCCGAAGUUUGUAAGGUUGCAGGUGUCUUGAAAUCUUGGGGUAUCACUAAGGGUGACACAGUUGCCAUUUACUUGCCCAUGAAUCAAUACGCUUUAAUUGCCAUGUUAGCUGUUGCCAGAUUGGGUGCUGUCCACUCUGUCAUUUUUGCUGGUUUCUCCUCUGGUUCGAUUAGAGAUAGAGUCAACGAUGCUUCUUGUAAGGCUAUCAUCACUUGCGAUGAAGGUAAGAGAGGUGGUAGAACUACCAACAUCAAGAAGUUGUGUGAUGUUGCUUUAGAUUCUUGUCCAACUGUGAAGCACAUCCUUGUCCACCAAAGAACUGGUAACCCAGACAUCAAAAUGAAGGCUGGUAGAGACUUUUACUGGCAUGAAGAAACCGCCAAGUUUGGUGGCUACUUUCCUCCCGUACCUGUUAAUUCUGAAGAUCCAUUAUUCCUUUUGUACACUUCAGGUUCCACUGGUACUCCCAAGGGUGUUGUCCACACCACUGCUGGUUAUUUGUUAGGUGCUGCUUUGACCACUAAAUACAUUUUUGACUUGCACCCUCAAGAUAUACUUUUCACUGCUGGUGAUGUUGGUUGGAUUACUGGUCACACUUAUGCUUUGUACGGUCCAUUGUUGUUGGGUGUUUCUACAAUUGUUUUUGAAGGUACUCCUGCUUACCCAGACUAUGGUAGAUUAUUCCAAAUCAUUGAAAAGCAUAAGGCAACUCACUUCUACAUUGCUCCAACUGCUUUGAGAUUAUUAAGAAAGGCUGGUGAAGAUCAAAUUGACAAGUAUGAUUUAAGUUCCUUAAGAACUUUGGGUUCUGUCGGUGAACCUAUUUCCCCAGAUAUUUGGGAAUGGUACAAUGAACGUAUUGGUAAGAAGCAAUGUCACAUUUCUGAUACUUAUUGGCAAACUGAAUCUGGAUCUCAUUUCAUUGCUCCAAUUGCUGGUGUCAUCCCUAACAAGCCAGGUUCUGCCUCUUACCCAUUCUUUGGUAUCAAAACAUGUUUAAUUGAUCCUGUUACUGGUGUUGAAAUUGAAGGUAACGAUGUUGAAGGUGUUUUGGCUAUCAAGGACUCAUGGCCUUCAAUGGCCAGAUCUGUCUGGAAUAACCACACCAAAUACAUGGAUACUUAUUUGAACCCAUACCCAGGUCACUACUUCACUGGUGAUGGUGCUGCCAGAGAUAACGAUGGUUAUUACUGGAUCAGAGGUAGAGUUGAUGAUGUUGUUAACGUUUCAGGCCACAGAUUGUCCACUGCUGAAAUUGAAGCUGCUUUAAUUGAACAUCAUGGUGUCUCCGAGGCUGCUGUUGUGGGUAUUACCGAUGAUUUGACUGGUCAAGCCGUUGUUGCCUUUGUUGCCUUGAAGGAUGAAUUUGCAGCUAUUGCAGACGGUAAAGAAAACUCUGAUGACGCUAAUGCCUUGAGAAAAGACUUGAUCAUGACUGUUAGAAAGGAAAUUGGUCCAUUUGCUUCUCCUAAGUCUGUCAUUAUUGUUGAAGAUUUGCCUAAAACUAGAUCUGGUAAGAUCAUGAGAAGAAUCUUGAGAAAGAUUUCUUCAAAUGAAGCCGAUCAAUUGGGUGAUAUCACCACCUUACAAAACCCAUCUUCUGUUGAAGGUAUCAUCGCCUCCUUUGGUAAUCAAUUUGGUAAAUAA
Molecule: messenger RNA, 2025 nt
Organism: Lizanozyma spartinae
Lineage: Eukaryota; Fungi; Ascomycota; Pichiomycetes; Serinales; Debaryomycetaceae
Gene: ACS2
Product: acetate--CoA ligase
Exons: 1
Coding region: 1-2025 (674 amino acids)
Cellular component (GO): cytosol
Molecular function (GO): acetyl-CoA synthetase activity; AMP binding
Source: RefSeq, a predicted model, not a curated record